CAGGAAGCGUGCAAUUCUGCAUCGAAGCCUACAAACGUGACAAGGCUGUCAAUUUUUUUUGUUCACACCUUUAUCCCCACCUCUCGAAUAACGCCGCAAUCACGCCGCAAUCACGCCCCACAUGGCCCAUGUGGAGGGCAUUGAUCCUGCCAACAUAGUUACGGGAAAACGGAGGCCGGUGCCCAGUAGCAGACUUCUUGAUGAGACCAAUGGCGCACAACGCCUCCCGACCCAUCAGCUCGCCAUCGAUGAUACGUCUGCGCGCGAUCUGUCGAGUCCAAGCUCCGGCUCUCUGUUGCAUGCACAAUCGCCUUUACAAAGCAGCUCAAUAGGAGGGGAUCGGACUUACAUUAGUGUGGAUGCGGACACAGACGAUGACGAGACUCCACACGACGAGGAGGCUCAAGCGCCUUCAGCCAAAGCGACGAGUAGACAAUCAAAGAAACCCCCCGCAACAAACAAGCGCAAACGUUCCAAUGACAGUCCUGACAACGACGAGGCUGUAGAUAUGGAUGGGCUGCUCGCUGAUGUAGUCAUGGAGGAGUCGCUCGAGCGUGCCAAGAAGGGAGUAAGAGAGGGACGAGAAGAUUUGGACCAUUUCUUCCGGUGGGAUUCAUCUACCGAGAAGUACAUCUGUACAAUAUGCGAGGAUUUGAAGAAGAACCACCCACAGAAGCAUCACAAACUCAAGCUUGAUUUUGUCAAGGACAACUCAACGCGUCGGAUGCAUCUUCAGCGUGUACAUAAGACCCAAUACGAAGACUGGUGCGAGGAGAACAGCUUCAAGUCGAAGCUUCCAGCAAUCAGAGCGGCUCGUCGACAGGCAGCGGAUGAUGAGGCAAAACAGCAGACAACACUCGACGGGAAGCUGGUGCCCAGGGUCAAACAGCCGAUAUUUACAGCCGAGAAGUGGGUGCUCUCGGCGCUAAAGUGGCUCGUUGCGACUGAUCAGCCAUUAUCUGCUUUGCAGAAUGUGCACUACCGGGAGAUGAUAGGCUUGGCAUCUCGUGCUCCGCCUGGCAGUGUUGAUAUCCCGUCUCGAAAGGCAGUUCUUGCUGGGAUUAUCCAGAUGUUCAAGGAGAAGUUAUUGGACCUGCGGGAUCUUUUUCAGAGCGAACGAGUUCCCGGGGAGGUGCACCUGUCAGCAGACUGCUGGCAGGCGAACAACCUCGAUGCUUACUUAUGCGUUACAGCAUCUUUCAUCGAGAUCUGCCCUGGCGAUGUGUGGAGAAAGCGCACUGUGAUCAUUGGCUUCGUCCAGCUCCAGAACGCUCACAAUGGGAAGAGACUUGGUCAAGCAUUGUACCGUGUUGUUCGGCGCCUUCUCCUCGAGAACAAGGUCGGGUUUGUCACCUGCGAUAACGCCACCAAUAACGACACAAUGAUGACGGAGUUUGGGUUCCAUAUACGUUUCAAAACGGACCGUCAGUAUGAUUCUGAUGCUCGUUGUCUCAGAUGUCUUGCGCACAUCGUCAAUCUCCCCACCCAGGCAAUCAUCACAACGUACUCUUCCUCCAAGUGCUACGACCCUCACAAUCCCGAGGUGCACAUGCCUAAUUUUGAUGAUCACGAUGAGUAUGAUGACGAGAUUCUCCGCGACGUGGUCGGGAUUGUGCGCGCCAUCUGCGUCAAGGAACGCUCCUCACCACAAAGGAAGGAGAUGUUCCGGCUUCUCCAGCAGAAGGCAAAGGAGGACGUUGUCUACCAGCUCAUCCUCGACAUGGUAAUUCGUUGGUCUUCGACACAAGCCAUGCUCUAUCGGUCGUUCACUCUCUGUGAGUUUGUUGACGAGUUCGUUCUCAAACUAGCUCGCGCCGAAAAGAAUCCCGAAAAAGCUGCAAAGAUUCGUAAAUUCACUGCCGAUCGAUGCCAGCAAGCCUUCUCAUCUGACGAGGGUCCUUGCAUCCAUCUCGUUGUCCCUGCACUUGAAAAGAUGCAUGACAAGUGGAUGCGUCAGUCAAAAAAGCCAUCAUACGCCGAAUUCAAGCCAGCGCUUACUGCCGGUCUGACGAAACUGGAGAGAUACUACAACAAGGUUGGAGAAGAGUCGACGAGCGACCAAGACCACCACUCCCUCACCUCCUAUCUUGCCCCCUCCUCCCCUCCACGAGCAGACCCAAUGAGCAUGGAUGACAACGAACAGCAGCGGCUGUCUGCUCUGGAGACCAGCAUACAGAACAUCGAGGCCGUACUCACCCGCCUCAUCUCUCAACAACAACAACCCCCUGCCCCUGCCCCUGCUCCAGCUCCGGCAGCGGGUCCAGGUGUUUCUACUGGCGCCAGCCCUGCGCGCCCCCUUAUCCGUCCGAAUCCUCCCUUCUCCUUCGAUGGGGAUCGCACCCUGGGCAAGAGCUUCUUGCAUUCAGUGAAGCAGUACUGGUGUCUGCUUCCUGAGGCGUUCUUUGUGAAUGGGGCAGUCUCGGAAGAAAAGGUAGUCCGCUUCGCCCUGUCCUACAUGUCCAAGGACUCCGCGGCCUCCUGGUCCGAGCGCAUGUCCGAGCGCACCCCAUUCCCGUUCCCUACUUGGGCUCUCUUUGUCACCGAGUUCAAGCUCCGAUUUGUCGAGGAGAACGAGCAAGACCACGCCCUUGCGCGACUGGAGACCCAUCUGUACUAUAUGGGCUCCCGUGAUGUGUUCAAGUACACGGACGAAUACGACGACCUCCUUGAUCUCGCCGGCUAUACCGACGAUCUGGUCGAGGUGACCAAAUAUAGGACGGGCCUGGAUCCGAAGAUCAACCAGGCUAUCACCACCUCUGGCAACCCUCCCAGGCUCACUGACUACGCCGAGUGGCGUGUCCGUGCGUUCCGGCAGUACAAUGCGGAACAAGCUGCCAAGGCGUCUCGAGGCCACGUCCCUCCCCCCCGAGCGCCUCCUAUCGUCCCUCGUCCUCGUGCCCCGGUGCUCCCUGCUGUAGCGCCGGCAAUUGCUGCUCGCCCGGCGCCGGCUCCUGUUGCCCACCCCAUCCCCAUGGAGUUGGAUUGGACCCGGCUCCGUGGUGACAUUUGUCGCACCUGCUUCCGCUGCGGCAGUCCGGGCCAUCUUGCCCGUGACUGCCCCACCCCAGCUGAUAUCUGUCACACUGAUGUCCUUGAUGAGGUCAUCAACCAGCUGGGAAUCCGUAAGGAGAAGUGGGAACGCAAGCUCCCUUCCCGCUAUGGUGCACGUGCCCUUGUCACUGCCACUUUGUGA
Messenger RNA from Mycena citricolor, 3193 nucleotides. The record is from the annotation of a GenBank genome assembly. Lineage: Eukaryota; Fungi; Basidiomycota; Agaricomycetes; Agaricales; Mycenaceae.